This is a messenger RNA of Exophiala viscosa, 2299 nucleotides long. RefSeq names its product fungal-specific transcription factor domain-containing protein. Gene Ontology annotation, molecular function: zinc ion binding; DNA-binding transcription factor activity, RNA polymerase II-specific; sequence-specific DNA binding. The transcript has 7 exons. The coding region runs from base 171 to 2198 and encodes 675 amino acids. The record is from RefSeq and is a predicted model, not a curated record. Gene Ontology annotation, biological process: positive regulation of transcription by RNA polymerase II; DNA-templated transcription. Lineage: Eukaryota; Fungi; Ascomycota; Eurotiomycetes; Chaetothyriales; Herpotrichiellaceae.
CAUGCUCGCCGCUUAUCAGACAGUCAGGUGUUGCGGGGCUUCAGGGUUUCUGGGCUGCAACUACCCCAUAAAUAGGUGCUCUGAGUACUAAUUUACAGUAGUCGCCCUCAAAGAUCCCUUGCAUAGAACCGCUGCCGCUUGCCUCCCCGCUCAGGCCUUAUAAAACAAACAUGCUCCAAAAUCCUUAUGGGUCGAAACCUAUCCUGAAGGAGCGUCAACGUAAACGCACAGGGAGCAGAACACAGAUUGCUUGCGUCAAUUGCAAGGAAAGAAAGCUCAAGUGCGAUAGCCAGCUUCCAGCAUGCUCAAUUUGUCGACGGUUUGGCUUAGUAUGUCUGGUGGAAGAUCCGACCACGAAACGUCAUCAGCCUCGAAACUAUCUCGAGAUAUUGGAGGAGCGGGUCGCCUAUCUCGAAGGAGUCCUUGCACAAGAGAACCAGGCAGGUGCUAUUCCUGGCUCGCUACAUCAAGUUGGCCUGCAAUACGCAGAGUCUCAAACGACAACACCAUCAGCUACCCUGUCUUUCACGCAGGAGCAUCUAAGUCCGUCAAGGUCGGGCACAGCCGAUGAAGGCCGAGAUGAGGUGGGCAAUUUGGCUGCGAAAGUUGGUAUGCUGAGUCUUGCAGCCGGAGCCGAGCCUCACUACUUAGGCGCCUCGUCAACCUUUGCAUUCUCACGAGUCAUCAAUUCGGCUCUGCUUCAGGCAGUGCCCAGAAGAGCCCCUGACACCCACAAUGGUCAUCACGAUACCAGACCGUUGCCAGCACCGUGCCUUCUUCCCGACUAUGAGAGCUGCGUCAAACUCAGUGACGCCUAUUUUCGGGAGAUACAUAGCCAGUAUCCAUUCUUGCAUGAACCGACGUUUCGGCUUUGGGAAGCGAAGCUCAUGCCAUCAGAGAUGACGGAUAUGUCUCAAUUCGAGCCGGUAGCCCUCUUUUUCUUGUACAUGGUAUAUGCUAUCGGUGCUUUGCUCCUACCGCGCGUUGGAUAUGAUCCAAAGCAAUUAUAUGCCUCGGCGCAACUGUUUGUCGAUGAAGUCUUGAAGCUCGAGAACCUCGAGGUCAUACAGGCUUAUCUAUGCUACGCAGUGUAUUCACUGCGAUCCCCUGCUGGCACAUCCGUCUGGAGACUUUCUGGGUUGGCUUUGCGUCAGUGUAUCGAAUUUGGCUAUCACCGUCAUGUGAACGUGAUGGGGAUGGCAUCGACUUCAACUCCCCUGCGUACCGAGCUGCGAAAGCGAGCCUUUUGGUGUGCAUGGACUGUUGAUACCAUGGCAGCGACCAUACUGGGAAGGCCAUUGGCUUUGCAAUACCAAAUGGUUGACUGCGAGUAUCCGAUGGACAUCGACGACAUGUACAUUUCCGACUACGGCAUACUCGGCACAGUCCGAAGUCCUCACGAGCCUCCAACAAGCAUGACAAAGGCACUCCAUGCAUUUCGUGUUCGCUGUCUCCUGGGUCGGAUUCAUGCAUCACUGUACUCGGACAUUCACCAAAGUAAUCCCCCACAGCCUGCCUACCAGGCACGUGUCGAUGAAUUACGCAAAGAGCUCGAAGAUUGGCGAGCGUCAAUACCUCCGAGGGUACCUCAUCAAGGAGAGAUGCUUUCAAUGUUCAGUUGUGACGAAUGGUUCGACUUCUCUUACAGUGAUACGAUUCUCCAUCUUUACCGUGGCCAGUUGACAGAUCUGAAAGGCACCUCAUCCGAUAAGACGUUUCUUGAAUGCAUGCAAGCUGCAGAAAACAUUUGCCAUGGAUAUCGGAGGCAGCUGCUCGGGAAAUCAACUACGUAUACCUGGGGCGCACUUCAUACCGUCUUCAUGGCCGGGCUCACAUACCUCCACUGUCUUUGGUCUUCGGCUGCAGUACGUGGAAGGGUACGACAAGAUGUUGUCAGCAGUACCUGCACUGAUUGUACCAUUGUUUUGGUGCUCAUUGCCCAAUGGAAUGAUGCUGCAGCCCCUUACCGAGAUAUCUUUGAGGCGCUGGCUACUCGGACCAUGACCAUGCUCGUUGAUAAGGGUGCUGAAACACCCACAGCUCUUGAUUUUGCACCGCAGGCUGACAGCUUGGACUCUGAGAACUUCUCGCAAUGGAUCUCGGAUAUCACCGAAGGUGGUAUGGCCGAUGGUCUGGGAGAUUUGUUGAACGGACUGGUUGGUGAGAUGCCAGCUAUGGAUCAGGACACACUUCCAUGAGCGGUGCCCAAGAACACCCUGAAUUGAACACAGGGACGUAGGAGGCAGAAAAAUUGAAGGCCAAUGGAGCCACAGAUGCCGUUGCAGGAAGCUGGCACUGC